GGCUCCCUUCAGUUCAGUAACAGUCAGGUGUUAUAGCCUGAGGACAUACAUGAAGGACCCACAGCUCCCAGCCAUCAAAACACGCCUAUGGCCAAAGCAGAAAGUGAGCAAAAAAAACAAAGACGGGGAUCCAAAGGCGGGAAAGACAGCGAAGCCCCUGGCCCCCGCUGCUAUUUGUGCCAUCCCACAGCUGACUGAGGCUGAGAGAAUGAAGCAGACACCGUUUGACAGGCUUGUCUAUGACAUGGCCCACAACGAGAAGAUGGUCAACGAGCUCGCGCUGGGCAGAAGAGUUGGCUUCUACGAGAUGCGUGGAGAGAUUGGGCAGGGAAAUUUCUCUACUGUCAGGUUGGGCAUCCAUGCUUUGACAAAAGAGAGAGUAGCUGUCAAAGUCAUGGACAAGCUGCGUCUGGAUAAAAAGAGCCAGCCACUGAUAUCCUCAGAGAUCAGCUCCAUGGAAAAGUUGUGCCACCCAAACAUAGUGCGACUUUAUGAAGUGUUCGAGACCAGCAGGAAGCUACAUCUGGUGAUGGAGUAUGGCAGCGGUGGAGACCUGUUCUCCCGAAUUACCACCAGAGGGAGGCUUAAUGACCUUGAAACAAAGCUGGUUUUUGCACAAGUCAUCUCUGCUGUUAAACACAUGCAUGACAACAACAUCAUCCACAGGGACCUGAAGGCAGAGAACAUCUUCUACACAACCAGCUACUGCAUCAAGGUUGGUGAUUUCGGCUUCAGCACGGAGAGCGGCAUUAAUGAGCUCCUCACCAACUUUUGUGGCUCACCACCUUAUGCUGCUCCUGAACUGUUUAAGGAGAAAGGGUACAUCGGACACUAUUCAGACACCUGGGCUUUAGGUAUUCUCUUGUACUUCAUGGUGACAGCUACUUUGCCCUUUUCUGGGGACAACAUGGCAAGACUGAAGCGCUGCAUCCUUCAAGGUGCCUACAACAUCCCUCAUUAUGUGCCCGAUCCAUGCCAGCUUAUUAUUAAGGGCAUGCUGCAACCUGUGCCUGUUGAUCGCACCUCUCUCACGCAGAUUACAAACAGUGCUUGGCUGAAGGGGAUUGAGUGCCCUGAUCCGUAUGUCUUGUUGCCACUGACCCCGGCCCACUUUGCCCAGGCCAACCAGACUCUGUGCGUGGAGGAGCAGGAAGUAAAGGAUUUGCUGUCAGAUCUUGGUAUUGUGACAGUCCAUUUAAAAAACAAUCACUGCUCAGACUGUAGGAGUCCGAUAACAGGAACCUACCGAAUCCUCCUACACCAGGUCCAGAAGAGGAGGUCAGUGGAGGCUGUGGGUUAUUCAGCGCUUCAUCCUGAUCAGUAUGGGAGUCCAAAGGAAUGGUCUGUAGCAUCUGUUGUCAAAAGCACCCCCACAGCUGUCUGUGUUGUACUUUAAUGAGAAAUAACUGAAAUGGCUUUGAUUGUGGCAAAAUUUAUUACAUACAUAUGUAGUCUUUUGUGCACUGACACUCAUUUCAGGCUUGUUUAAUUUGUAUGGCAUGUUGAAAUGAUUUCAUUUUGUGUUGUGCAAUACUGCAUCGAAUUGGCAGGCACAUCGGAGUUGGAGGGUUCUUUUGUCACACAGUGUAAGUCAAUUACAGCUUACGGACUAAGGCACCGUUUUUAAGUAAGUAGCUAUGGCUUUCUGUUCUGAUAACGUCACCAGCCACAAGCUUACUGACGUAUAACAUUCAUCAAUCAAUUUAUGGCUAUCAGCAUCUUCAAAUCCCUCUUAGUCAGUGCAUAAAUCUGUUGAACUAAUCCCAGGUCACAGGUAAUCCCAAUAAGUGAGAACAUGCUUGGUUCAAGAGAAGACUAUGGAAAAAAAAACAUGUCCCAUUAAAGCCAUCU
Molecule: messenger RNA, 1851 nt
Organism: Larimichthys crocea (large yellow croaker)
Lineage: Eukaryota; Metazoa; Chordata; Actinopteri; Sciaenidae
Product: serine/threonine-protein kinase NIM1
Exons: 4
Coding region: 50-1396 (448 amino acids)
Biological process (GO): protein phosphorylation; intracellular signal transduction; microtubule cytoskeleton organization
Cellular component (GO): cytoplasm
Molecular function (GO): tau-protein kinase activity; ATP binding
Source: RefSeq, a predicted model, not a curated record